UAUUUUCUUUGAUGACGCAUUUCAAUGCGUUCAUAAAUGCCAAGGGAGUUGCAUAAAUGAAAAUGAAACCCAAGUAAAUGAAUAUGUCAUUAAAUUUGUUAAGACAGUGGAGCAAAAUUUAAAAAAAAUGAGAAUGCGUGCGAGACCUCCUGAAAAAUGUCCAACUCCUUUUGGAGGACGUUUAAAAUGGAUUUUACCUGGUGGAUGUAAUUUAGUUGUUUAUCUUAAAGACAAAAACAAAAUUCGCCACAGAAAACGUUGGAGCCAGGUAAUGUACAUGUACUAUUUGCUAGGCUACAAUUUAAUGGAACUGCCAAUCGAUUUAGAGCAAAAAGCGAAAAUUGCAGAGAACACUUAUAUUUUAACUUUAGACGGAGAUAUAGAUUUUCAUCCGAGCGCUGUUAAAACUUUGAUAGAUUUGAUGAAAAGAGAUAAAAGUUUAGGCGCAGCUUGUGGUCGAAUACAUCCGAUUGGACAAGGUCCAAUUGUGUGGUUUCAAAAAUUUGAGUACGCCAUAGGUCACUGGCUACAAAAAUCAACGGAACACGCAAUCGGUUGUGUUCUCUGCAGUCCAGGAUGCUUUUCACUCUUUCGAGCAAAAGCCCUAAUGGAUUAUAAUGUUAUGAGGAAAUAUGCCACAGAAUCAACUGAAGCACGACAUUAUAUUCAAUAUGAUCAGGGAGAAGAUCGAUGGCUUUGCACUCUUAUUCUGCAAAUGGGUUACAGGGUAGAAUAUUCUGCGGCAAGUGAUGCUUAUACUCAUGCACCGGAAAAUUUUAAUGAAUUUUUCAUUCAACGUCGACGAUGGAUUCCUUCGACAAUGGCAAAUAUUUUUGAUUUAUUGAGUACUUCCGAGGAAACAAGAGAAUGCAAUAACGAUAUAUCGUCUUUAUAUAUUUUUUACCAAUGGGUAUUAAUGGGAGCUACUAUUAUUGGACCAGGAACUAUUUUCUUAAUGUUAGUAGGAGCUUUUGUUUCUGCUUUUCGAAUCAACAAUUACACUAGUUUUUCCUUCAAUUUCAUUCCGUUAUUGUUGUUUAUAAUUGCAUGCCUAUACUGCAAGGAGUCUAUACAAUUAAAGUUAGCGGAGAUAAUUUCAACAAUUUACGGAUUAAUCAUGGGCAUUGUCCUAGUGGGAAUAGUACUUCAAAUUUCUGAGGAUGGACUUCUCGCACCGAGCACCUUGUUAUUCUUUAUAAUAACUGGUCAGAUAGUAAUAGCAGGAUUUCUUCAUCCUCGAGAAGUGUCCUGUCUUAUUUGCAUAGUUAUUUACUAUCUCACUGUGCCUUCCAUGUAUAUGCUUUUAAUUAUUUUUGCUCUUUUUAAUCUUCACAACAUCUCUUGGGGAACUCGAGAUGCCAAACCGCCUGUCAAUCCUAAUACCGAAAUUAAUGAAGAAGACGCUGAGAAAAAUGCAGAUAAAAAGAAAAAUGACAAAUAUUCUGCAAUUAAGGACUUGAUUGAUUUUAUUUUGGAUAAAUUAUUUAAAUGCUGUAUGUACAGUGGAGAAUCAAAAGAAGAAAUGAAAAUCAAUCAUUGUAUUCAAACGCUCUCACGAAUAGAGGAAAGACUGAAAAUAAUCGACAAAAAAGUUGACGAUAAUCCUGAGUCAAUUGUUGAAUGUGUCAAUUCGGUAAUUCACGAAAAAGAAUCAGUUAUUUUAACCAUGAGUAAAUCAGAAAAAGACAGUGUUAUUGACACUAAAUCAGAAGAAGAAAUUUUCUUCGAUAAAGAUAGUUCCAGUUAUAGAACUCGUAUAGAAUCUAGUUGUGAAUUUGAAGAAUCUGAAUGUUCCGAAAGUGAAAGUGACAGUAUCAGUGACGAUAGAAGUUCUUUGGAAUCUGUUAAAAAUGAUACCGACUUCAUUGUCAAUCCCCCAUGGAUAUUUGAUGCCGAAUUGGGAAAAGGUGGAGUGAGUUUUAUCAUUAAGAAAGAAGAAAACUUUUGGAACGAUGUCAUUGAAGCUUAUUUAAAACCAAUUCCAAUGGAUGAAGAAACUAGAAAGAAAAAUGAAAAAGUUGCAAAGGAUUUGAAAGAUUUGCGGAACAAGUGUGUUUUUCAAUUUUUAAUGAUAAACACACUGUAUGUACUAAUGAUUUUUGUGAUGCAACUCAACAAAGAUAAACUUCAUAUAGAAUGGCCAUUUGGAGCAACUUACAAUAUCACUUAUGACAAUGAAAAUCCAUAUAUAAUUCACGUUGAAGAAUAUUCUUUACGUCUCGAACCAAUUGGUUGUGUUUUCAUUGUAACAUUCUUCAGUAUUAUUUUCGUUCAAUUUGUAUCAAUGUUGUUUCACCGAUUUGAAACAUUUUCUCAUUUGUUGGCUCAAACCUCUUUAGAUUUGUAUUGUUGCAAAAAAACUGGCCUUUCUGAUAAGACUAUUGUAAACCGGUAUCACGACAUAUUUUCCAAAUAUCUGCUAAAAGCUUACGAUAAAAUGAUUCAAGGUGACACAAUAAGAGCCAUGCAACCACCUGAAACUAGAAAAACUAUUCUUGACCAUACAGAACGCAAGGAGUCGUUUAUUAUGGACAAUUUUGAUACACUAUUUCAUGAAUAUUUGGAUAGAAGUGAUUUGGCUGAAAAAUCGGGAAAAUUUAAUCAAAGUGUAAUAAAUGUUAUGAACCAUCGUUCUACUCUUCAUAGAACUGAACAGAGAGAAAAAACUUCGAGUCCUAUUUAUGAAAGUGCAUACGAUUUGAGGAAAAGUCCACCAAAAGAAGAAAAUUCUAGGAAUCAUUCUUCUCAUGAUAAUGAUGGUUUCACUUCAGACUAAUCUCAUUAAAUUUUUUCUUAACAAUUUUAUUUUUAUUGCCUCAAUCAGAAAUUAAAAUAAAUAUACCAAACUUGCGAAGCAAAAAUAUAAUAAUAAUCCCUACAGAUUAUAUGACGCUAAUUUAUAAUAGACAACCCAAAAUGGAAGUUGGGUGUCAAAAAUAGUAAAUAAUAGUAAAAUAAUAAAAGUAUUAAUUAUAAAAUGCUUGCAUUGUGAAAAAUAGCAGUGACAUAGUGACAAUAGUGACAAAGGGGUUUAAAAAAAAGACUGUAAUCAAUGUCCAAAAAUUGGCAAAUUUUUGACAUUUGAUAUUAAAUUGAAAAGAUAUUUAACUACCUGGAUAAAAAUUUCUUUAGAAAUAAUAAAUGUUCAAUUUCAUACUUUAA
Leptopilina heterotoma is the source of this 3162-nucleotide messenger RNA. Its product is annotated as chitin synthase chs-2-like. Gene Ontology annotation, cellular component: cell periphery; cell septum. The coding region runs from base 128 to 2776 and encodes 882 amino acids. The transcript is spliced from 12 exons. The record is from RefSeq and is a predicted model, not a curated record. Lineage: Eukaryota; Metazoa; Arthropoda; Insecta; Hymenoptera; Figitidae. Gene Ontology annotation, molecular function: chitin synthase activity.